UCCCACCUGUACACUGUAGGCCUACCUACUGGGUGGGUUGAGAGCACUUGUCAAUCAACGUUACAGUUCUAGCUAGGACCACACCAUUGAUUGGCCAAACCUGCUGUUCCCACUUCCAACAUCAUGACAUUUCUAAUUUAUUCAGCUUUUAUAUUGUCGCGGAGAUGCAAAGGGGAAAUGUAUCGAAGUAAGGAGAGUUGAGUUAGGUUAGAUAUCACAAUUUGGCCAAAAUAUGAGUACGUCCACACCAGAAGCGAAUUGAGCGACCAAAUCGCCGGAAGUCAUUCACUUUCUAUGGGCAAGAGCGACCAAAGCGACCAAAGCGACCAACGCUACCAGCGGCCAAAGUUGAGCGGCCAGAGCGUCAAAAAGAAGUUGAAACCUUUUUAACUUUAUGCAAAUGACUAUGACGCGCUUCAGCGGCCAAACACUGACAGCCAAUCGGAAUGUAGACGCUCUUCGCUUGCGUGGAUCCCAGGGAACACCGGCAGGCACUUUGGUUCCUACCUACCUUCAUUCACUAGCUGAACAAAAUGUCGGCUGAAGUACUAAUCGCGGCUGUAACUGGGCACCCGGUGUUGUACGACCCAACCCUUUUUCAGUUUAGAGAUCGGAACGCCAAGGCCCUGGCCUGGGCGGAGGUGUCACGCGUGGUUGGUUGGUCUGUUAAUGAGUGCAUCAAGAAGUGGAAGGGUCUCAGGGACACCUACAGGAAGAAUAGGAAAAAGGAAAAGGAAAGGAGGAGGAGUGGUGCAGGGGCAGGGAAGCCAUGGAAGUAUGCCCGCAUAAUGGCCUUCAUAGAUCCAUUCAUGGAAGACCGCCAAAGCCAGACCAACAUGGCAGGGCCAGUGAGUGAGAGUAAGAGUGAAGAGGACACAGACCAGGCAGCACCAGGGAGAGCACCGGUCGAGGACCAGGACGCCCCGGGGAGAGCACAGGCCGCUGACCGGCUAGCACCACAGGCCGCUGACCAGCUAGCACCACAGGCCGCUGACCGGCUAGCACCACAGGCCGCUGACCAGCUAGCACCACAGGCCGCUGACCGGCUAGAACAACAGGCCGCUGACCGGCUAGCACCACAGGCCGCUGACCGGCUAGCACCACAGGCCGCUGACCGGCUAGCACCACAGGCCGCUGACCAGCUAGCACCACAGGCCGCUGACCGGCUAGCACCACAGGCCGCUGACCGGCUAGCACCACAGGCCGCUGACCGGCUAGCACCACAGGCCGCUGACCGGCUAGCACCACAGGCCGCUGACCGGCUAGCACCACAGGCCGCUGACCAGCUAGCACCACAGGCCGCUGACCGGCUAGCACCACAGGCCGCUGACCGGCUAGCACCACAGGCCGCUGACCGGCUAGCACCACAGGCCGCUGACCGGCUAGCACCACAGGCCGCUGACCAGCUAGCACCACAGGCCGCUGACCAGCUAGCACCACAGGCCGCUGACCAGCUAGCACCACAGGCCGCUGACCAGCUAGCACCACAGGCCGAGGAGCAGGCAGCGGGAAAGAGCAGGAGAAAGACAGGACGAGGCAGAGACCAGACUCGUGAUGCUCUUGAUGCGGAGAGGCUCAUCACAGCUAUAGAGGCUGUUAGCAAUCGAGUAGUGAGUCAGAGUCCUCCAGAGGACUCUGACUCACUAUUCUUUCGAAGCCUCCAAGAGGAUUUUAAAAAGCUGUCUUUUAAGACUAGAGAGGAUCUAAAGUUCCAAAUGUACAGGAUGGUGUACGAGGCCAAGUGUCGUGAGGUUGACAUGUGGGAUAAGGGGAACGGGGUGCAGCUGACAACAUUGUGAGGGGUGUUAUAGUAAGCUUAUCACCCUCGCAGUGCUGUCAGCUGCACCUUGUUCUUCUCCCUCACAUGCCAUUUAUAUAUAUACAUACACACACACACACACUUCAAUUUUACAACUUUCUUUUGAUGUUCUCUUUCACAUGUACACAAGUUUGUUUCUUUGUUAAGUUCCCACAUGUGCACUUUUAUCAGCAUUUGCUGAUUUGUUAAAUUGAAUAAAUAUUUCCAA
Gadus macrocephalus (Pacific cod) is the source of this 2027-nucleotide messenger RNA. RefSeq names its product myristoylated alanine-rich C-kinase substrate-like. NCBI's taxonomy places the organism in Eukaryota, Metazoa, Chordata, Actinopteri, Gadiformes, Gadidae. Gene Ontology annotation, molecular function: DNA binding. Gene Ontology annotation, cellular component: transcription regulator complex; nucleus. The record is from RefSeq and is a predicted model, not a curated record. Gene Ontology annotation, biological process: regulation of transcription by RNA polymerase II. The transcript has 2 exons. The coding region runs from base 534 to 1799 and encodes 421 amino acids.